Molecule: messenger RNA, 487 nt
Organism: Wasmannia auropunctata (little fire ant)
Lineage: Eukaryota; Metazoa; Arthropoda; Insecta; Hymenoptera; Formicidae
Exons: 2
Source: RefSeq, a predicted model, not a curated record
AUCUAAUUUAUUGCACACCAUUGGUUAAUCUACUAAUAACGAGUUUGGAAAGAAGAUUUUCAAAUUUGUUCGAAAUUGUCGAGGAAGGUAAGGAAGCAGCUGUAGCAGCGGCAACUCAUCCACAAUUCAAAAUGAGAUGGUUGAAGUGCUUACAUCAAAUGGCUCAAGAUAAUGCAAUGGCCGCUAUAAAAAAUGGAUUAGUGGCAUGUUAUCAUCUCCCAUCGCAAAAUUCCAUGAAAGAGGAAAUGGACAUUAGUAAUGAUGGGUUCGAUUUUGAUAAUGAUAACGAAGACGGAAUAAAUAUUCAAAGGGAUUCUUCUUUAAGGAUUACUGCACAUGAAAUCGAGUUCCAACGUUUCUGUCAAGAGCAGAAGAAAGAUUUAUCGAUUUUGAAUGCUUAUCCAAUUAUCAAAUCAGCAUUUCUUAAAUUUAAUACUUUGUUGCCAUCUUCGGCUCCGGUCGAAAAAAUGUUUAGUUUUGCCACAAU